Messenger RNA from Microthlaspi erraticum, 639 nucleotides. The record is from the annotation of a GenBank genome assembly. NCBI's taxonomy places the organism in Eukaryota, Viridiplantae, Streptophyta, Magnoliopsida, Brassicales, Brassicaceae.
AUGAAACUCGCCAAAUUCAAUCCAAAACGUUUGUUCAGAUCCAAAGAUCCAUCCACAGUUUCUAAAUCCGGCUCUUCCUUCGGAUCCGCUUCCUCCUCCUCUUCCGGCGCCGACUGUAAAAAUCCACCCGUCGUCGUCACCGGCGGUUCCGUCACGCCGACUAGCAUUCUCCCGGAGGUCUCCGGCUCCGGCGAUCCUUCUCCCUAUUCGUACGUCGAGAUCCUCCAGGCGUUUAAGCUGAUCGACAGAGACAACGACGGAGCCGUCUCGAGACACGAUCUGGAGUCGCUGCUAAGCCGUCUCGGACCUGAUCCGCCGACGAAGGAGGAGAUCGACGUCAUGCUCCGGGAGGUGGAUCGCGACGGCGACGGUACGAUCCGUCUGGAGGAGCUCGCCAGCCGCGUCGUCUCGUCGGAUCAGGCUCGCGAUUCGACUGAGCUGAAGGAGACGUUCGAGUUCUUCGACACGGAUCGCGACGGUUUUAUCACGGCGGAGGAGCUUCUCCGGGUUUUCUCGACCAUUGGAGACGAGCGGUGCACGUUAGACGAUUGCAAGCGCAUGAUAGCUUCUGUUGACGACGACGGUAACGGAUCCGUAUGCUUCGCCGAGUUCUCCCGAAUGAUGGAUCUCCCGCGUUGA